Vicia villosa (hairy vetch) is the source of this 860-nucleotide messenger RNA. RefSeq lists its product as uncharacterized. The transcript is spliced from 3 exons. The record is from RefSeq and is a predicted model, not a curated record. Gene Ontology annotation, cellular component: chloroplast membrane. The coding region runs from base 293 to 808 and encodes 171 amino acids. Lineage: Eukaryota; Viridiplantae; Streptophyta; Magnoliopsida; Fabales; Fabaceae.
UAAAUAAAUAAAUCUAAGAAAAUGAUUUUCAUUUUUAGCAUCAACGGUUGUAAAAGAACUAACUGUACCCGUAGCCCGCACCGCAGCUCUUUUGGUUAGCUCCUUUAUUUUUUCUUCUUUUCUGUUAACCUCUAAACACACAAAUGUCUGCCACAACAUCCCCUAUCCCCCUCCAGUCCGACCGCAUGACUUCCAGUUCACCUUUCUCCAGACCACCACCGAUUCGCCGGCAUCACUUCCGGCUUGUAAAGAUGACCAAGAAGCCAUUUCACAGGUCGAGGCUGCAUAUGACAUGUUACUUAAGCAGAGCAUGACUCAGCGGCGAGCAGGAAAAGUAGUGAACAGUAGUGUUCGCUAUGCCGAUGUUAAGCGCAUUCAGUCUCAAGUUGUAGGAUCGAUGCCUCAAUGGAUGCAAUCCACCAUGAAGAAACCACCAGUUUCAAUUGACUCACCUUCCACCAGUGAUUUUGGUUUACAAGCUGGAGUAUAUGGUGCACUGAUAGGUUUAACCUAUCUUAGUGGUUCUUCUAUUCCCCCUGCAGGUUACGCCGGGGCCGAUGUUCCGGGACUCAUCUUGGCUGGUAGCUUUGGAGCUUCCCUAUACUGCAUGACCAAAAAGAAUGUUAAGUUAGGGAAGGCUACUGUUAUAACCAUAGGAGGGCUCGUAGCUAGCGCCGUAGUAGGGUCGGUUGUAGAGAACUGGUUGCAGGUCGAUAUUGUCCCAUUUCUGGGCAUACACUCCCCUGCUGCUGUUGUUAGCGAAGUCAUAAUCUUAUCCCAAUUCUUGGUUUCUCUGUACCCAAGGUAGACCGAAAAACGUGGCGAUCUUUAUAUUAAAAUGUGAAAUUUGUAAUUAUUCA